GUUUAGACUUCAGUCGGCACCCGCGACUCACGCGGUUAUGAGUUUCCUUCGUUUAUCGAUUUAUCCACGCAAUCGUCCGAUCGGUACAAGUGAUCAAUCAUUAUUUCGUCCGAUCAGUAUACAUUUAUACGUCUUACUUAUCGACCGAUGAUCGAUUUAUAAAAUCAUUCGAUGACUACUACGCGACAUUUCCACAUCGAUUGAUAUGUUAUAGUUUUUUCUAUUUCACUUGAAGAAUACAUCGUACAAUAUCGAUUCGAUUUGUGAAGUCAUAUAUACAAGAAGUUAGACCGUCUGUUAGAUACGCAAAAGGUCGCUGGUCGAGGUUACAGGCACACCGAUAUUCAAGACGCAGCAUUAUCAUUUACGAUUACACAAAUCGAUUGAGAGAACCACAUUGCGAUUUAGGAUAGUGUCAUAUAUGAUCUACAAUUUUGUAAAUUUUUACAUAUUAUCUCGAAAAAUUGUUCUUGAAGAUAAAUCACGAAAUUUAUUUUAUUAUCACAAUAUUGCUUCGAAGACAUUGAGAUCCGUAUGAUCGAUCAAUAGAAUUGAAGAAUAUAUCCAUUUCAUGACAUUUAAAAUUCAUAAAGCGAAUCUUCAGAACGUUUAAAAAAAAGGAAUAUUUUCAUAUUGGAAUUGUGCAUGUCAAGUUUUGAAUAUAUCGAGAUCGAAUGCACAAGAGGACUUGUCAGAAGCAACAUCACGCACAAAGUAUCGGGAGUGUUUCGAAAGUUCUAAUUUUUUCCUGCCGGUAUAAACAGCGACAUCGUCGUGUUCACUUGUCGUAACCGUUUCCCCUCUCUGUGUGAAACUGUGACGCAGCCCUCUCUCCUUUCCACGCGCUUCGCAUUCCCGGUCGUUUCCACUUCUUUUCGACGGACCACUUGGUUCGACGUGUCCUGGACGACAAUUUUAUCGGUCAUCGAAAGGCUAUGCGUCCACAACGAUUCGACCGUCAGCCAACGACGUCUUUAUCUACCUCGUGCACACGAACGAUGUUUCUUGAGUUUUUCGACGAGAAGACGCGUGUCCCUUAAGGAGAAGCUCAACGACGUGUAAUCGUGUGCAUACUGAUCGAAGUUCCUAUCGAAGAAAGUUCCCAAGUCCUUUAUAUUGGAAAACUAUCGUUAUAAUUACGCCAUACUGUACUUCUUUUCGUUCGAUCGUCACACACGAUAUCUAGUUUCUUGGUUAUAAGCAGACGAGAAGAUAUCGAUAGAAGGAAACACGAUCUUGCCAUUGUCCCGAUCGCAAAUUCAUGGGUUUUAUGAAGCGUCAUCGACAAUCUGGGAUUAUAGAGUAGAAGAUUGCCGGAGAGAAUAGCAAAUGGAUAUAGAAAUCGUUCUUUAGACGUGUUGAGAAAGGAGACUUGGAAAAAAGAAAGAAAGAAUAUCGAGUGUGUGUAUAUAUAUCAGUAUAUGUAUAUCUGUAACGGCUAGUACAAGCGUGUGCUCGUUUUUUUUCUUCCUUUUCUUCUUUUUUCGUUCCCUCGACGCGUGUUCGUACGACAGAGAGCAACGUGUGUGUGAUCGCGAGUGAUCGUCAAGAACAUGGGAGUUCUGUUGGUAUCGGAUGGCACAGCGGCGGUUCAACCUCGUAUGAAUUUGAACACUGUUAAAGCUGCGGGAGCGCAGCGUGCGAUCGACGUUGGUAACGAGACGAAUAACAAUGUAAACGGCCUGAGAGACGCGAAUAGUCCGAUGCCGACGCAGGUCGUCGGUAUAAUCAACGUGGUCAACGACGAGCCGGUGCGCAGCUGGAUGCCACCUCCACCUAAGAAAAAAUGGAUACGACAUUAUCUGCUCGAGGAGGAGCCGUUGGAAAAUAAUAGGACGAACGGAAAUCACACGGCGAGCGCCCGAGGUAGCCCCGUGAUCUCAAACACGCGAGUAACGCCACCCUCGGCGAGCGCGAACUCGGCUCAUCUGACCGCCCUGCACUCCGCGUCGCACCACCACCUAUCUCAUCACCAGCAACAGCAGCAGCAACCGGCGCAGCAGCAGCAGCAACUGCAACACCAGCAGCAGCACCAGCAGCAGCAACACCAGCAGCAGCAGCAGCAACAUCACCAUCAUCAUCACCAUCACAACAAUCACAACAGUACCCAUAAUCCUUACGUGGAAAAUCAUAAUUCGAAUCACGCGCAACAGAAUGCUGGCAAUCUCGUCGUCGACGUUGAACCGAGCCACGACAAUAAGAAACAUCGAAAUGGACCGUGCGUAAUCCGUUCUGGCACCAGAGAAGUGCAUAACAAAUUGGAGAAAAAUCGAAGGGCACACCUGAAAGAAUGCUUCGAAUUGUUGAAGAGACAACUUCCUUCACAAGAAGAGAAAAAAUCGUCGAAUCUUUCGAUUCUUCAUGCUGCGAUCAGGCAUAUACAUAUGUUGAAAAGGAAGGAACGUGAUUAUGAACAUGAAAUGGAAAGGCUUGCCAGAGAAAAAAUUGCUGCACAACAGAGAUUGUUAGCUUUGAAGAAAGAACUUGCUGCUACGUGGGAUCAUAUUGAUUUUAAUACUCUUUUACCAGAACAGAAUUCGGUUGCCGAUAUAACGGCUACGAGAAGUAUUUCAGAAAACAUGGAGGUUGAUGUGACUGGACUUGCUCGGGGUGGUACAAGGUAUAGUAGUACCAGCAGUCUGAGCAGUGCAGCCACGGUCAGUUCACCACAGACACUUCAAACCAAUAGUACGACUUCCAAUAUUCAUAAUCAAGUUGCCACCGCAGCUGUAGUUUGCCAAACGCAAGGAAUGAAUCUUGCACCAAGUUCUAGGGAAAGUCCACCUGCAAGUUCAAGUCCUGGAUCAUCCGCACCUAGCAUUCCUACUCCAGCACAGGAGAAAGUUAAUACUUCACCAACGGGUAUAGUACAGCAGCCGCACCAGCUGCACUUACCGAUCAACGCUCAGAUAUUGAACACGAGUCAAGGUUUACCAACUAUCGUCCCAACGCUUCAACACAUCGGACCGAGUUUGAGGGUGAUACCCGGUGACACAAGGCAACUUCUGGUUACUCACACAGCUGGCAAUAACGAGUCCAGGCCGCUCACGUUAGCUGUGCAAAACUCGUCGGAUCAAUCGAGGCCGCUCAUUGCCGUGCAAUCGAACACUGGAAGUGAGCCAAGGCCCGUAGCGCUGGUCGUUCACUCGUCCACGGCCAACGACAACAGGGUAACGAUCGUGCAUUCUAAUCUAUCCAACAACGACAGGCCGUUGGCCCUAGCCGUGCAAUCGUCCGCCAAUGACGUCAGGCCAGUUACAUUUGUGCACUCUGCAAACGAGGGAAGGCCGUUAGUUCUUGCAGCGCAUUCUCCUGCAUUGAAUGUGUCAAAUGCUCAAACAAGGAUAAGAGCGGGAGAUGCGCAAACCACGCAUAAAAUGGUUGGUGGUGUAACAUUGGUAGGCGGAAAUGGAUCGGAGUUGACCAGACUUCCCGGUGGCGCUGAAUUAAACAUACUCCCUGCAAAUGGAUUGACGUUGAGCCACACAGGAGUGUCGCUUCAAACCACAACAGGUAAACCAGGUUCGACAGUGAUGCAAAACGCUCCGUCCACAGAGGGUAUAGCUCACAUCGUUGGUCCGCACACACCCCUUUCCGGCUUGACACCAAUUGUCACGCCGAUGACCGUUGUUUCGCAAGGAAAUCAAGUGACUGCUCAUAUCCUAGCCCCCUCCAGCCUUGCGGGCAAAAUGAUAACCACCCCAAUUUUAAAAUCUGUGGCACAAAUGCCGAUCGUGAACGCUCAGUACAUCAAUACCACCACUCUGGUGAAGCCUGUUGUUGUCGUAAGUUCACCGUCAACAUCUACACCGCAAUCGACGACGGCUUCCAGUACACAACCUUCCUCGACCACACAUUCGACCGUCUGACAGAAUCAAAAGAAAGUGAAACUAGCUUGAGAAACGGCUAGCGUUCUGUGUAUCGAAGCACGAAAUUGCGGAGAUUACGGAAUAUCGGUACAGAUGUCCAUGUUUUGUUAUUAUUUAACGCGUCUUGCGUGUAUAGAAUCAACGACUAUACACGAUCGAUACAAUAUGUUGAUGGGAGAUAAAAUAUAAAAAUGGCAAAUCCAAUUAGGAAGAAUAGAUACGAAGAAGAGAAUUCUGCCCGUCAUGCUAUUCCCGACAUCGAAGGAGAAUUUUUUAUUUUUUAAAACUUCAAUUGCGUUCCUUCGUGUUUUGAAUUUUGAAUGUUUAUGCUCUUUUCUAGAGAGCGAGACGACUGAAAUACAUGUAAAGGUGUUAAAAAUGCCGUUGCUCAACUCGUGCGAUUGUGCAUAGUACCUCGAAUGCUUUAGAGACGUACUUAUCAAAGGCAAAGUUUUUGAUUGGAAAUUGAACAGACGCAAGCGUCAUAAAAAUUAAUACAAUAAGGCAGCUUCAAAUGAAAACAAUUUUCUUCGCUUUGUUCAGAAGCAACGAAAAAGAAGGAACCACAUUGACAAUGAAAUUUCUCAAUGUGAGCAUUUAAUAUUUAUUCUAAAUUCAAAGUUUCAAUCGUUUAUUUGGUGAAUUAUUUUUUUUUCUUUUUUUUUUUUUUCAUUUACAACAAACUCCCGGGAAAUGGAAUGAUCUUAUAAUCUUGUUAUACAUUAUCUGUCAAAAGAUUUCUUUCAGGAAUUAUUUUAGAUUAUAUAUCUUAUCGUGCAUAUUUUGAAUGAAUUCUAUUGACAGAUGGAACCAUUUGGACUCGUAAUACUGGAAUAUUGUUUGCAUGAUUUUUAAAUUGCUUGACCGCAGAGUAUGAGAGAUUUAUAUAUAUAUAUAUAUUUUUUUUUUUUUUUUGGUAUCUUAUUGAUGAAGUUCAGCAAAGGAAAGAAACUAAACGACUUUAAUGUUUAGAUAGAAUGAUGUUUAAUUAAAGAAUUGUAUGAUAUAUAAGAUUCGUUUAAAUGUUUGAAAUUGAUCGAAAUCUUGAAAUUGGAUGGAUGAUAAAUAUGCUUGUGCUUUUAAAUUAAUCAUAUAUAUUAAAUAGUGGCUGUGGAAAAACGAUAAUCGUUUACGCCUAUAAUUUACUUUUGGAUAUUAGAUGAUAAAUUGAAUUUCCAUUGCGUAGAUAAUGCAUAUUUUUCGUUUUUCUUUUUUCUACAUAUGUAGACUAUGCUCAAGUAUUUAUUCGUUUCUAUUUAUUUUACAAAAUGCAACAAUGAGCAUAAGCAAAACUUUUGUCUUGGCUUCGUAAUUUUGAUAUUUUUAUCUGGUUCAUUUCAAAAGAGCAUUCAUUUGUGAUCUUUUUUUUGUUGAAGAGCCAAACGAAAGAAAAAGAAAGAAACGAAAUAAGGGAAAAUAUUACAUAAAAGUGAGUAACCCGCAAAGCACUUAUACAUCCUGUGGACGCCGGAUCAAUUGUCUAAUCUAAAAUAAUUGUUAUUAUUUUACUCAGGAAAUUUUUUCACUUUUCUAUAUCAUACCAUAUAAAUAAUUGCAAUAGUAUAUUUCCAAUAAGUUUCAAUAAUUAUUUUAUAUUAUUCUAUAAAAUAGCUCAUAUAGAAAUGGCAAACAAAUAUGUAAUCUAAAUUAAAUAUAUGCAUAGUUUUCUCCAUAAAAUUGUAACGAAUUAUGUUUAGCCAAAGAAUUCUGUAUUAAAAAUAAGAAAAAUUAUUAUAAUUCCAAUAUUGUAAACGUAUAACUUGAAUUAGAUAGAAAAGUAUGGAUAGAUUUUUGGUGAUCUGGCGUCCACUAGGCAAGGGUUAAUUAUAUAGUAUUCUUGUUUCUGAAAAAAAUGUGUAUAUACAUGAAUUUAAAUCGCAGAUAUUAUAUUUUGCAUAAUAUUUUUCUGCAAGUGUUCAGAUGAACGAACGGGAUAAGAAAGGAAAGCUUCUGAUUCGCGUUGCAAGAGGAAACCGGAAUUAUUGUAUACGUACAUAUUAUUAUCGUACUAUUUUAAAUUAAUUUUUCUAUGCGUAAAGUAAAAAGGAAAAAAAAACAAGUGAUUUAUGUUUCAUCUUGCAAUAUAAAAGCUUUUUGAGCUUUCAUUCGAUAUACUCGAUACGAGACCGUUAAUGGUGGUUUAUUCAGUGUGAAUAGUUUAAAUGGUAUAAAAUACAAUGUUUGUAAUUUACACGAACAUCUUUAAUUCAUUUUUAUGAAUGAUCGCUGACAAUUCUACAAUCGUCGUUCCAAAUUUCUUUUUAAUAUUUGAAACUUGUCAAAAUCUUGUUGCAGAAGGUACAAAAAAUAAGCUCUCUCUCUCGUGAUUGCAAAUUUAUUUCUUCCUUUUGUUUUACACAUUCUUCCAUAAAUUUUUACUCUUUCGAUACAAGUAAUUUCUUUUUUUUUUUUUCUAAAUUUUUGGAAAAAAAUUGAAACAAAUUUUUCUUAUUAAGACAAUGCAAUGAUAAUACAAUGCAAAAAAAGAAAAAAAAAGUAGUUUCAAAAAAUUCGAGAACGACGCACAAAAGUCAUGUGUUUGAAAGCGUUUGUAAUUGGAAUUUUUAUACGUAUGUGUGUGAAUGUAUGCAUGUGACUGUUAACGGUCUCUUUCAGAAUUUGUACAUUAGUAUUAUUAUUAACUUGUAUUUGCGUAUACAGACAUAUAUAUAUAUAUAUUAUAUCUUGUUUUUUUUUUUUAUUUUUUAAAUUAUUUAAUCAAAGGCUUUUUUUUUGGUCAGUUUAAGUGCUGAUUAUGUAUGUAAUAUGCGUGGGCGUUGUGUCUCCUUGCGGAAAUUCGUCGAAGGAUCUAUUAAGUUAUUGUUUAGCGGAGAGCAAUAUUAUUUUCAAGAGAGGGAUUAAACGUCUAGGAUUUCGUGAAUUGUUAUCUUAUUUUAGAAACGUUGGAAACGUCACCAAAUAUGCUUUGACGCGUUCAUUGUAGUCACGGAUUUUAAGCUAUUCGAAAUUAAACGAUCACGUAUGGCUAUAAAUAUAAUUAUAAUAUCACUAUAUUAUACUAUAUAAUUAUAGUAUUAUUAUAUGGUAUAUUAUAUAAUAUUAUACAUAAUAAUAAUUGUAACAUAGUUAUAAUUAUAUAAUAAUUAUAAUUUUAGUUAUAAUUUUGAUAAUCUUGAAGUAUAAAAUGUAAAAUUUUUUUUUUUUUUUUUUUGAGCAAUACUCUGAUUCGUACUAUAUUCGUACUAUUCUUAUUUUGUCUUAAUUAUCUUAAUUACAAGUCAACGUUUGAAAAGUAAUUAUUUUAAUCCAUUGCAACAUAUUGCUACAAUGAACGCGUUAAACGAAAGGAAAUAUACAAAUAGCUACACUUCGUUUACUCGGAACUUGUUUCGAUGAAGUACUGUUUGUGAAAUAACUAUAAUAGUUAUCAAUUAAACACUACUAAAUUAGUAGAGUUUACUAAUAACAUUAAUCAAUUAAUGGUAUUUCGACUUACGCAUUCGAUUUACUAUUUAAUCGAAAUAUCUUCAUCAUCCCUGAAUAUUCAGGAGAGUUAUGAAGUUGAUUCCAAAGUUGAUUAUUAAAAAAAAAAAUAGUACUUUAUUGUAACAUCUGUUUAAUUGAAGAAGAAUUUUAUAUUCUUCGCAUCGCACAUUCUUCUGUUCGCCAUUUUUUUCAGUAUUAUGACGUCCAAUGGUCACGGUGACUUUUUCAUGUUUCAAUGAAAGUAGAAAGAGUUGGAAGAAUUUGCCAGAUUUUAUAUUGUUAUUAAAUUGUCGCUUUGCGUUGACCUUUCGAUUUCGAAUUCAUUGAACGCUUUAAUUUUGGUAAUUGAUGAUUAAACGAAAAUGGAAUGGUAGAGAUAGUUCACGCAUGACACACGAAAAAAAAAGAAAGAAAGAAAGAAAGAAAAAAGAAAUUGCUCGAGAACGUAGAAUUUGGCGCAUGCACUAGUCAUUUUUCGUUCCCUCCUUGUUGGAUGGAACCGUUUCUCCGCUGAGCUUUCCAAUUGCAAUUCGAGACACGUUUGUUUAUUAAUCUUUUUUUUUUUUUUUUUUUUUUUGUAUCUUUUAAAUCCAACAUUGUGAAGCGUGCAAUGGAUUACUUUGUAGAUGUUGGGGGCAUUCUUAACACAUUACGCAGAAUAAAACAGCAACAGACGAAGGCGCAAACGAAUGUUAUUAGUUAUCGGUUCCUUCGCUGAAUGCAAGGCGAAUAACGAAAAAUAUCAUUUAUCUUAUGUUUGUAAAAAAAAAAAGGAAAAAAAAAAAUAAUUUUUAAAUUAAUACAAUGAAAUACAUAGAUACGAUAAAGUAUAAUUGUAACACUAGAAUUAUAAAACCCUUCAAAAUGAAUGGGUUUUAAAAUAUUUUAUUUUUAUAAUUAUUUUUAUUGCCCAGACAUAAAUUAUAUAGGAAGUAAGCCCAAAAAUUACAUAAGGACUAAAUUUUUUUAUAUUUAAUAUAGAAAAACGAAGAUGUUUGAAAGGAUUAAUUUUUUACUUUUAUUGUGAUAGAAAUGAAAUUGUAAAUAAUGUUUAUUUUUCAUUACUAUGUAUACAAUGAUAAAAUCAAGAUUUUCAUAUCAAACGAAGCAAUUCCUUCAUAAAAUGAAGGAAUCUUGUUGUCUUUAAAUUUUUUUUUUUUUUUUUCAUUUUUCUAUGUUACUUAAAUAUAUUGUCAUUUAUAAUAUAUUAUAUAUAUUAUAUUAAAAUAACAAUAUAUUAGUAUAUUAUAUAUUAUAUUAUUUAUGGUAUAUUACAUAUGAGUAUAUUCAGUGUUCUAGUGUUAAAUAACAAUUAAAAAAAAAAGAACAAAUUGAUAAAUAAUUUGAAAAAAAAAAAAGAAAGAAAAUUUCAAAAAGGUUAUGCUCACCUUGCAUUUAGUGAAGAAAGGACAAAAAAAAAAGGAAGUUGAAUCAAAGUCGGAUAUUUGCUGUUAAAUAGCAAUUGCGAAUGAAAGUGAAUGCAGGGAGAGAAAAAGAAGGAGUGAAAAAAUGCAAACGAUAAAAAUAUCCGUUUUGUACAUAAAUAAAGGAAAAAAAUUUAAAAAAAAAAAAAAAAAGAAAGAAAAAAUAAAAGAAAUCUCGUCGAUCGACGGGGAGAGAGAAAGUAGAAAAUGAAAUAAACGUGCGGGAAAUCUAUGUGUACAUGAACAAUGUGAUAUAAGUAAUUAAUAAAAAAAAAAAAUUACUUAGCACUAUAGCGUUUAAGCAGAAACAAAAUGGAAAAAAAAGAAAAAUGUUAAACCGUUUACAACGUAGAUGUAUGAUUGCUAACUAUUAUUUACUAACAUCCUAAAAAAAAAAAUGAAACCGUAAAAGGAGUCUAAUUGUACAUAGAGUAAAAUGCGAGAGUGAGAGGGAACGAGAUAAAGAUAAAGUAGAAAGAAAAAGAUAAAAAAAAAAAAUCAUGAGAAAAUAUAAUUAUAUCGAGAGUCAAAAGAAUGCAGGAACGGAAUGAAAUAACAUAAAAUAUAGUAGAAAAAAAAAUGUAAGAGUGAGAGAGAGAGAAAGAGAGAGAGGGAAAGAGAGGAAGGGAGGGAGGAGAGGGUAAUGGAAAUAAGAAAAGUUGUAAUUCCAACGUGUCUCAUGCAUCCCUCGUGAUAAAUAUUCUGUAUAUUAUAUUUCUCGUGUGAAUGGAAUAACGAGGAGUGAAGAAAGAAGAAGAAAAUAAUAAAAAAAAAAAUGUGUGUUUGUGCAGUUCUAGUAAGAGUGUUGUUGUUGUUGUAGUCUAUGUCGAAUUUUGUUAUAUGCCACCGCUGGUAUAUAUGAAACACAUGAUAUAUCUCAUGAACCUCUUUGAAUGAUUUGUUGUGUUUGAGAGAGAGAGAGAGAGAGAGAGAGAGAGAGAGAGAGAGAGAGAGAGAUGGAGAAAUGAAAUAAAUAACACGAUGGAAAUAUAAAAAAAAUAUGAAAGAGAGAGCGUGACACACAAAGGAUCGAAUAUCUAGAUGCGUGCAACACUUUUUGUUUUCGAAAAGAGUGCGACAAAUUUCAAUACAAUCUAUUACAAUAAAAACGUAAGCGUGAAGCGUUGCCCAGUCCUCCUUGUAUCCGCCUUGAAUAUACAUAUGUAGAUGUCUGGCCGAUAAUUUUCGACCAAAUUUCAACGUGUGGUAAGAAAUUAAAUAGCAUGAGGGAUUAUUACGAUCAUAACACGUUCAAGAUGGUGGAAUAAUUUAUUGGGAGAUACUUCUAUCUAAUAUCUAACAUCAUAUGUUUGAUUAGAAAUAAAAAUAUUAAAUAUUAGAAUAACGAUACAAAUUAAAGAAAUAUAGGCCGGAUUUAUCUUAUUGCUUCAAGAUUAAUAUUUUGUAUUUAUUAUUUCUGUAUAAAAAUUAAAAAAAAUAAUAUAACGAUAGAAAAUCGUAACAUCGUUAAUGAAACAUAUCAAUUAAAAAAUAUUUAUUAUGGAAAUGCAUUUUAAUAUAUUUAUGGAAUUAAUGUACAUAAAAUUAAAUGUACUAGAUCUUUCAUUCAAAUAGUUGGAUAAUAUUUCUAAAAUAAUCAAAGAUGAAGAAAAUUUUCUCAUGCUCACAUCUAUUUACACGAAAAACCUUGUACAUUUCUGAAGCUUUUCCAGAGAAAAUAAUAAAAUUAUUCCAAUAUUGGCUUAAAAUAGAUUAAUAGAUCGCUGGAAUUUGAUGAUCAUAAAAAUUACUUUUUUUUCAAUUUUACCGCCAUCUUGAUCGUGUUAAUUAAGAGAAUUAAAAAAAAAAAAAAAAAGAUGGGAAUUCGAUGCGAAGGGGUACGAGUGAUCAUGUUUUCGAAUUAUUAAUUCGUAAUGUUUUUCGUUCUUAUAAAUGAUUGAAUGUCGAAUAAAUUAGCGAUGUUGUUGUGUGGUUUUUAAGGGAAAUAUUAUAAAGCGCUGUGAAAUUUGACCAGACAAAGGAGGAAACAUGAAGAUAGCGUGUAAAUAGAGAAUCGAAUAUGUUUUUUCUGAAUAAAUUCUACGAUAUCGUGGGAAUUUUUUUCCCAAGGGAAACAGCAGUAUUAGACUACUUUGUAAUUAUUAGUGACAUUAGGAACAUAUACAAAUUAAUUCGAGUUUCUUAAUUGCAAGAAAGUUAUUAUGUGUGUAAUGAGUUUCUUCGAUGAGUUAUACGAAUGUGAAAUUAUAAGUAUAUUAAAUAUGUUUUUUAUAAAUAUCAGAAUUAGUAGAAUGUCUAUCGUAUCCCUUCGCGUGUGAUGUUUCGAUAAAUAAUGGGUUACUAUAAGGAUUAUUAAUAAAAUCUAUUUAUUUCUAUAUAUAUAUUUUUUCAAAUUUAUUUUUAUUUUUAUUAAAUUGUAGAUAGAAAAUUAAAAUUUCUAAAAAAUCUUUAUAGUGACCUAUUAUUGUACAAAUCGUGAAGUGAAAUUAAUAAAAAAAAAAUUGAAAGAACUAUUAUAAUAAGUGUAUUCUAUAUUUCAAUAUUAAUGAAUUAAUAUUUAAUAUUUUUCUGAUGAAAGUAUAGAAUAUUAUUUAAUAGAAAGAAAUAAGCAUAUUUCUAAAAUUAUUUAAAUUUUUUAUUUUCACUUCACAAUUAUGUAAACUUUCUAAUAAUAGAAAUAUAAAUUGCAUGCAUAUUGAAUUUGAAAUCCCGAGCGUGAUCAAAAUGAAAGUGUAAUAAUGGAUAUAAUGUUACAACCUCAAAUCUCAUUUGUCUCAAUUUACCUCGAUGACCAGGUGGACAAUCGUCUCUUCAGUUGUUCGUUAUGGUGGUACACAAGCAAGAAGAAAUUAGGUUUUAAAAACAGAUUCAAUAAAAUGAAAAUCGAAAUCAAGUCUGUUAUUUAAUCACAAGUACACCAAAAGUCUUUUUUAUUGUAGAUUUUUUUAUUUUAAUCAAAUUUUCUAAUAUUGUUUACUUCUUUUUAACAAAAAAAGGAUUAAUAAAAUUCUAGUAAUAGAAAUUUUAUUUAAAAAUAAAAAAUAAAAAAUAUUAAAAUUUUAUAUUCAAUAAUAUGUUUUUUUAAAAUGUCCUUCAAAUAAAAUUUGAUAAAAUCAGAAAUCAGAAUUAUUUUUAUGACUGAAAAAUCAAUUUAUUUUCACACUGCGAUUUUAUCAUUGACAAUUAUUAUUAUACAGGAGAUAAUAUUCUCCCGUUAAUAAUUAAUAUGGUCACUGUCACUGCACACAGGAUGAUAGACGUGUGUCGAAAACAAGAAAAUAGAAACGAGAAAAUUACAAUAGUAGCUCGCAUCGCGACGAACGUGAUCCCGCAUCGAAUCGAUCGAUUCAUGGAUUGAUCUGAAAAUUCUCGACUUUAUUUUUAUCCAUUUAUUAAAAAUAUGCACUAAUUCAUAUCAUGUGUUCGUGUAAUGUUUUAUAUACGCUUGUGUAUAUAAUUAGUGUAUAUGUAUACACUAUACUAUGUUCACCAAGUCAGGUUACUAGAAAUAAAUAAACCAAAUCACGUGAUAUAUUUUACAAUUUCUAUUGGUUAGCGAUUGAUAUCAAGUUUUAUUACAUAAUUUGUUUAUUAUAACGAAAAUGAAUAUUAAUAAAUUUGUAAUUCAAUUUAUGUUUUUAUUAACGAUUAAAAAUUCUGCAAUUAAAUUAAUGUGAAAUUAAUACGAAAAGUAAUUUUCAAUUUCUCAGAAUUGAAUUCCUCUAGAUUUUGAUCACGUGGUUGUAUUUAUAUACGUGAAGUGACUGGAUUUGGUGAAUAUAUUUCGUGUAUUUCGUGUAUUUCGUGUAUGCAUGUGUUCCAUUACUUUCAAUUAGAGUAGAAUAUGACACAUUUGUUAAUAUUGUCCUCUAUCUACGCAUUGAGACAUUUCUAGCUCGUAAUUUUCAAAAUAUACAAUAUUCUCGUGUUCAUCGUUUACAAAAGACUAGAUUCAUUCUUCCUAGACGCUUCCAUUGUAGAAUUUCUUUUAGAAUUUCUAACUAGAAUCUUGAACGCUUUUUUAUUUAAUUUUGGUUUUUAAUUUGUUUUUUUUAUUCCCCGUUUUACGAUUUUUUCAUUUUUUCGUUAAACGCUUUUUCUUCUUUUGUUUCAUUUCUUUUUGUGAUUUUAUUUCACACUUUUUAAAAUUUUAUUUUAUUUUUUUGGUCAGUUUCACAGAUAUUUCUCGUUCGUCGAAGAUCAUCGCGAUUUAUCGAUACGUGUCGCAUACGUACAUAUACAUAUACACAUAUACAUCAUAUAUAGACUGAGUAUACAGUUGAGUUUUGCGAAGAUUUACAAUUCGAAUAACAGUACACCUACCCACCUUGUCGUGAUUGAAAGUCAUGGAUAUGUAUCUUGCUUUAAGAAAAAAAAAAAUUUAAGAUAUAAUGCAAUUAAAAUAACGAAAAUUUUUUGUGAUUUAAUAUUUACGAAUAUGAAGAUGUAAAGAAUUAAAGAUAUUUUAAAGUAUUUUAUAAAAAUUUAUUAUUUAUAUUUUCAUUAAAAUUUUAAAAGUAUGAAAAAUAUCAAAAACAAGAUUAAUAAAUAUAGUUAUAUAUUUUGUUUGAUUAAUCAAUUGUAAUGAUUAACCCAUGACUUUUAAUCCUCCUGAUAAUUAUACGUGAAUAUUCAAAACAGUUUGUUUGAAAAGAAUCUUAAUUUAAUUUAAAUCUAAAAGUUUGUUCACUUAUAACGUAAAAGGACGAAAUUUUUUUGUAUAUAUAUAUCGUAUAUAAGGAAAUUAAAGGAAAAUUAAUAUAUGAAAAGUAUAUUGUGAUUAUAGACUAUCUAUUAAGAUUCUUUGUACGACUUUACAAAUUGAAGAGUUAUGAAAUUACAUUAAAAUAAUACUGACUUAAAUUAUUAUAAAAUUAAAAAUAAGAAUUAUAAUAUAAAGAUGUGACAUAAAAUAUAAUAAAAUAAAAUAUAUUAUUAAUACAUUUAUAUUUUUAUAAAGGUACUAUAUAUGUAUGGUAUUUCAUAUUUAUAUAAAAUCAAAUACAUAUUUGGAACCAAACUCUCGAAUUAGAAACAUGUAAUUUUCUUUUUGUAUUUAAUUUAUGCUUAAAUUUAUAAAAUUUAGAAUUUUAUUUAAAACAUAAUUUUUUUUCUUGAUAAUAUUUGUAGAUUAUAAUCAGAUAAUAUGUAUAAUAUUAUGAAAUAUAUACUACUUUAAAUUCGUAAUUUAUAUUGAUAUAUAAUUUAAUAAUUAAUUACUUAUUUUUAAUUUUAAAGCAAUUUUUAAGCGAUUUGUUGUUACAUUAAUUUUAUAUAUAUAUACUUAAGCAUAUUAACAUGGUCAAUGAUGUAUGCAAAUUCAUUUUUGAUUAUUAAUAAAAUUUAUUAAUAAUUAGUUAUUAAUAAUAUUCAAAAUUUUAAUUGUUACCUUAAAUAAGGUAUUGUCAAUAUAUUAGAAAUAUCACAUAUAUAAUUUAUAAUAGAUAAGGAAUAUUAUGACACAUUUUUGCACAAAUUCGAGAAUUGGUUCGUAAUUAUCAUUAAUAUAGUUUAUAAAUUUUAUAAAUUUUUCGAUUAAAUUAUUUUAAUAAGUUUAAUAAUGCAAUAAAAAUGUUUAAUUACAAUCAUAAAAAUUAAUAAAAUUUUUAAACUACUAAAUUAUAUAAUUUAUUUUAAAAGAAAAUGCAAUUGAAUUAGCAACACAUGACAUAAUGCAUUAAAGCAUAUACACCAUUUUAAAAAAAUUGAUAAAAAAAAUUUAUUCAUUUAUUCUUUUUUAUCUAAGAAUGUAAUAAAUAAUAUGCGUUAUUUUAUUUAAUAAAGUAUUUAGAAUUUUUUUAAAACAAUAUAAAUAUUUCUAAAUAGAUUUUUAAAUUUUCUAUUAAUAUAACAAAAUGAAAUAAUAAAAAUAAAUAUUAAAUAAAAUAAAUUAAAUGAAGUAAAUUCAAGUUAAUUUUAAAAAUAGUGUUGCUAAUAAAAAAUAUUAAAUCAUAAAAAAUUACUUGUAAAAUCCACAAAGAUUGUUUAAAUUUUUUAUCAAUUUUUGUAAAAUAAAUUCUUUCUGAUUCAUAUUGAAAUGACAAGUAUUAAUUGAGUACUGGCGUAAAAAUGAAUAUAUACUAUAUUAAAAUUUUCAAAAAAACGAUUAUGUUAUUAAUUGAUAAAAUAUUUUGCAUCACAUUCUGAUAUUUUUAUUUUAAAAUCUUAUUAAUUAUCAUAAAGAAAGAGUUUUACAUUAUAAAAAAAGAUUAUAACCUCUUUUACAUCCAGUCUUCAAUUAUCAUUUCAUUAACAUAAAAAAAAACGAUUUUUUUUAGUAAAUCAACAAAUAUUAAUAAAAUAUUGACACUUGAUUAGUAAAUUAUGCUAAUAAUAUUCUUGUUAAAAUUAAAUACUUAAAUAUAUAAUAAAAUAAACACUUUAUGCUAUCAAAAAACGCAGCUACGUUUUUUCGCGAUUCACUUAACUAGGUUAGAACGACAAGGCGUAUUCUUUUUUUCAUCUUUUUCUGCUCUUCUCUUUUUUCUUUUAAUUAACUACACAAAAGUUUUGCACUACUAUUACAGAAGUAAUAUAUUGAUGGGAUUGCAAUCCCUUCGAACAUAUUGAAUGAAAUAAGAGAUUUUUAUGAAUUGUUAUAUAAACUUUGAAGAAAAUCCUCCGUUACGUGAAUCAUAGGUUAAUAGAAAACACCAUGUUAUAGUUAUGUUAAAAUAUAUGAAAAUCGUUUAUAUUUAUUCGUGAAUAAGUGUGAAAAAUUGAUCUCUAGAAAGUUGAACUUUUAAUUAGAAUUCAUCAAUGCAAGAUAUAUCUCUUAAUACGUGAUUAAAGACAAUAUUUUUUUAUCUUUGGUGAUUAUUUAAUGUAAUUACAAAAUAAUAUUUUGAUAGAUUUCUAUGAACAACUAUCAGUCAUUUUUUUCUUUUUUGACUCACAUUUUUUAAAUUUCAUUUGGAUUAAUAAUCUAGUUAAUAAUUUUUUACGAAUAUUUGCAAAAUGUUUGACAUUUUGUUUAUAUAUCGUUUUAUUAUGAAUAAAGUUAUUUAAUAUAUUUAUACAUUUAACUAAAAUUAAUUUUAAGUUAAAUUAAAAUUAAUUCGAAUUUAAUUGAGUUAAAAUUGAAUAAAAUGAAUUUUAUCAUUCCUUAAUUUAUAAAAAGAUAAUAAUAAUAAUACCACCAAUUACUCUAAUAUAUGAAAAUGAAAUUACAAAAUCUCUCCGAGAAUAUCAUUUUAACAAUAUGUUGAAAUAAAUAAAACAUAUCUUAAAACAAUAAUAUUGUAGAAAAUGUAUAUUAUUACAGAUUUUAGAAAAGUUCUAAAAUAUCACCAUAUAGACUUCUAUAAUUUUUCAGAAGUCUUCGAACGGCGGAGUAUCGUUGAUCGCAGAACGAAAGUCGAACACUUUGCGUGUAGGUAAUUCAUUUUGAUCAACAUUAGACAAUUUUCACAUAACACGUAAACGUCAGUUUUCUUCGUUUUCUCUUAUUUCUUUUCUCUCAUAAUAUCUGAACUUUUAGAGAUCUAUGAUAUUGAGAAAAAGAAGAACAUUUCGAGGUAAUCAGACAUUUUACACACAGCGAGUUCUCGCAUUGACUACUCAUCGGAAGGAGUGCACUAAAUAUUUACUAAAAAUAGCUUAUAUAAAACAUCUGUUUGAGAGCAAUAGAACUUUCUACUACUUCUUUUUCUUUUUUUUUUUCUCUCUAUUUUUAUAUAAUUAGCAUUUACAGCUUCGAUUUCUUAUUAUAAUAAAAAUACUAUAUAGACAUGGACCUUGAACUUACGGAUUACGACUUCUUUAAUAAUCUCUUUUCUUUUUCCUUUCAUUCUUUAACUUUUUAUUGAAUAUAAGUGCAUUUUGAAUUAAUUCUCUCUGUCAUUUUUUUUGUACUGCUCUAAAUGUACUAUGCAUUCUCAUUUUCUUGUUUUCUCUUUUUUUUCUCUUUUUUUUUCUUUUUUUUUUUUUGGUUAAUUAAUUAAUUGGGAAGACUUUGGCGACAAAUGGCAAUAUUCAUGCACUUCCCUUUUAGAGUUUGGCUCUUUUUUACUUUCUGUGAUCUUUGGUUUGAAGAUUUGUUAUACAAAUAUAAUAUGUAUAUAUACAUAAAUUAAAAAAUAUAAAAUAAAUAUAAAUAAAAUAUAAAUAAAUAAAUAAUUUUAGUUUCAACAAAAAUUACAUCAAAAUAUAUAAAAGAUAAAAAUUCCUAAAAAAAAAAAAAAAAAAAGAAAAAUAAAA
Apis cerana (Asiatic honeybee) is the source of this 16900-nucleotide messenger RNA. RefSeq names its product max-binding protein MNT. Lineage: Eukaryota; Metazoa; Arthropoda; Insecta; Hymenoptera; Apidae. The record is from RefSeq and is a predicted model, not a curated record. Gene Ontology annotation, biological process: regulation of transcription by RNA polymerase II. Gene Ontology annotation, molecular function: DNA-binding transcription factor activity, RNA polymerase II-specific; RNA polymerase II cis-regulatory region sequence-specific DNA binding; protein dimerization activity.